Leptonychotes weddellii (Weddell seal) is the source of this 3840-nucleotide messenger RNA. The record is from RefSeq and is a predicted model, not a curated record. Lineage: Eukaryota; Metazoa; Chordata; Mammalia; Carnivora; Phocidae.
GUUGCUAUCAACCGAACAGACAUUGAAGACUUAGACCUCUAUGCUACAUCUCGGGAAAGGAGAUUUCGUUUGUUUGCUUCUAUAGAAUGUGAAGGACAGUUAUUCAUGACUCCAUAUGAUUUUAUUUUGGCUGUUACAACUGAUGAGCCCAAAUUUGUUAAAACGUGGAAGUCACUUACCAAACAGGUAGGACUCCUAUUAUCAGCUUCCAGAAAUCUAGCAGUACCAAUAAUUAGCAACGAAGAAGAAAGAACCAGAUUUCAGAUGUACUUCUUAAAACUUCUACAGGUACUUAAAACAGAUGCUGAGGAACUUGUCUCCAGAAGCUAUUGGGAUACACUGAGACGUAAUACAAGCCAGGCACUGUUUUCAGACCUCGCAGAGCGUGCUGAUGACAUUACAAGUUUAGUAACAGAUACUACACUUCUUGUACACUUUUUUGGAAAGAAAGGAAAAGCUGAGCUCAACUUUGAAGAUUUUUAUAGAUUCAUGGAUAACCUACAGACAGAAGUUCUAGAAAUAGAAUUCCUUUCCUACUCUAAUGGGAUGAGCACUAUCAGUGAAGAAGAUUUUGCUCAUAUUCUUUUACGAUAUACAAAUGUGGAAAAUACAUCAGUGUUUCUGGAAAAUGUGCGUUACAGUAUACCUGAAGAAAAGGGCAUCACAUUUGACGAAUUCAGGUCAUUUUUCCAGUUUUUGAACAACUUGGAAGACUUUGCAAUAGCCUUGAAUAUGUAUAAUUUUGCAAGUCGUUCUAUAGGGCAAGAUGAAUUCAAGCGUGCCGUCUAUGUAGCUACUGGCCUCAAACUUUCACCACAUUUAGUGAACACAGUCUUCAAGAUUUUUGACGUUGACAAAGAUGAUCAAUUAAGUUAUAAAGAAUUUAUUGGAAUUAUGAAAGACAGACUCCAUAGAGGAUUCCGGGGUUAUAAAACAGUGCAGAAGUAUCCCACUUUCAAAUCCUGUCUAAAGAAGGAACUUCAUAGCAGAUAAGUACUUCCAAAGCAAAGUUUUAAGGAUUAUUAUCUACAAAACGAUGCAAGAAGCACAAAUUUCAGAGAAUGGAAGCAGGUCUGAGAUCAGAACAUGUAGAAAUGAAGGAAAAGAUGAAAUGCUAAUUAUAAUUUUUCUUGACAGAAUUCUUGAACAUAAGACACUUAAAAUGCAUCUUCUCACUAACUAUACAUGUUAUGUGUUAUCAAGUUGAGCUUUUGCCUUGAUUUACUGAACUCUGUACUUUUUCAUUCCCUUCAGAAGUAUAUAGAUACUUCCAAUGACUAUAUAAGAAUGUAUUUAAAAUUUUUUAUUUAUUUAUUAGAAAUUGCCUCAUUUCAAAAUAAUGUAUGACUCCUGGAAUCUAGAUCCCUUAAAAAUUAACAGCAACAACAUAUUUUCUUUGGUUUUGGACUGUGAACUUAUUUUCAGAAAAUGAAUAUUCCUUGAGAUUUAUUUUAGGGCCUUUAGAAUUGUUGAAAAAUCCCCAUUAUUACCAGGUUUUUAAUUACAUUAAAAUAAUUUUGAAAAACAAAUAGAAAUUAAGCUACUGUAUAAUAUACUGUGAUGGUUUACAUUGUACUUUUAACGUUUAAAACUAUUUAACAUAUAUUGUGUGAAGCAUAUGAAGUUUUUAAAAAGUUUUUGCUCAUUUACCAAAGUCAUCAGAAUGUCUGUUAUUCUUUUAUGUAUACAGUAAAGAAAUGUAAAAUGUAGAUAUUUUUUUUUCCUCAAAAAAGUCCCAUCUCGCUGGUGGAAAGAGUAGCAUUUUUGGCAGCCGUCGCCAUCCUUGCCGUUCUGGUCCUGGACACGCUUCUCCUCCUGUCCACAGACGGCGUACAUUCAUACCACUAGUCAGAAUAGUCUCCUGCAGCUUUGUGACCUAUUGCACAUCGUUAGUCCGCGAGUGCUAUAAAACGCAAAUAUGAAAUGGUUUAGAAGAGCGAUGUAUAUAUUUGGUAGAAGUUAAUAUUUUGUUUCUUGUGAAAGGACCACAUGCCAGACAGCCAGUAAUAAUGAAUAAUUUAAGUGUAAUUCAUUAUUUCAAAACAAUAUGACUUAAAGAGAGAAGAAAAACUUUCUAGUGAGAAACAAAAUUAGACUUUCACAUGGAGAAAAUAAUUUGAUAGUACUUAAUGGAAGUCUCUUCAGUUAAAAAGUGUAGUUUAUAAAAGGAUACUGUGCAAAAAUAAAAGAAUGAAUUUAAGUUAGUAUAUAUUAUAUGUGGAAGAUAAGUUCAUUUAUCUUCUUUUCUAAGAUGUAUUUAAUGUAAAUUGUACAUACUCUAGCUAUUAUCUUGCUUUUGCAUAUGAAAAUGGGAAAUACUGACUUUGUUUUUGUGAGUUUUGUGAGGUAUUAAUGUGAAAUUGAUAGUUCUGCCUCAGCCUAUUUAUAAAAGUAAUGUUAUUUCCAAGAAGAUGUUACUAUUAGCAUUGACUAUGUAUUUGUUAAACUUUUUACAUUCUUUAUCUGGUAUUAUUUCAUACAUUGCUAUAGAAAUAUAUGAUUAAUAGAUUUGAAGAUUCCAUAUAGUAUAAUAAUUUAAUUUCACCUGCUUUGAAGGUUGAUUCAAUUGAUUGACUAAAUGAAAGUGCCAGCCCACUCAUUUAACAUGCCCAAAGUCUAUUUUACCUUACACUGGAUGUUCUCAAUAUUAAUUAUUUGCUAUCCAGGAUAAUUGAGAAAUGCAAUUUACUUUUAUAUUUAAGUUAUAUUAUCUUGCCUACAUGGAGAAAUUGCUAUUGAGAACAGUUCUUUAAAUAGAGAUUUAAAAAUGAAUUAGCUCAUUAAAAUUCUUUAUAAUUCUCUCACUCUCCAAAGGCAUACUACAUACGCAGUCUUCUUUGCUUUUCAGUGUAAAUGAAUAUUCCUCUAUAAGGCUGCAGCAUAAUAUUAAAAUGGGAAUAAAUAAAAUAUUCUGAUAAAUUAAAAUGAGAAAGAGUAAUUACAGUGAUUCCCUCUGUAUUAUCACUGUUGAACUUUAUCAUCUAUAAAAUGGGAGGUGAAAAUCUCUCACUGGAUUAUUGUUUACAUUGAUUAAAAAAAUUUUAAUGCUUUGAAAAUAGUAACAGACUAGAUACAUGUAUGCUGUUACUCUCAGUUAUUUCCUUCUACAAAUUAUUCUGUGGGAACAUGAAGCUAUACGUAAAUUUUAGUAUCAUACUCUCUACAGAAAGUCUACAUGUUAAAAGGUUUAUGCUAUUUCUCAGAAUCAUUUCAUAUUGAGAAAUUCAUUUAAGUCCUAGUUUAUUGUUCUUACUAUAAAAUACAAUUGUAAAGCAACCUGUUGUACAUUCUUAAUAUUAUCUCAAAAUGAAUAUACCUGCCCUUAAAUAGAGAAACUUAGUACUUUGUUUUUAUGUGUAUCUGUGGACUAAUGUCUUUCUGAAAAAUGUCACCUCCGAACUUUGAAAAUUUUUGUUGAUAACCAAACCAACAUUGAUCUUAGAUCUUAGACCCUCUGGUAUAGCAAUACAUGCCAAUGAGAUUAAUCUCAUUGGUAUUUUAGUAAGUGUAAAUAAAUCACAGAGCCAUAAGCUUCUCAAACUGUAUAAUAGGAAUUCAUAUAGAGUUAGAGUCAGAGAGUUUCAUGUGACUGAAUGGAAUAUCAGUUUUGUUUUACAGUACUGAUUGUUUAAAUGUCUUAAAAUAAUUAAACCAACACUACAGCAGACCCUGUUUUACUAAUGUUAGUACUUGGUAGGCAUCAUUUUACUAAGACAACUCCUACUGUUUUAUAGCUAUAUGUUAACAUUUUACAUAGUGCUUUUACCUCCCAUAGGCUGUAAAAAUAUGAAUUGUAUAAUAUUCACUAAUGUUAAAAUAAAAAUUCUAAGUGAUAAGAAA